AUGGAUCACACUCGCGACCCCUGCCCCUGGGUUAUUCUUAAUGACUUUGGUGGUGCUUUCUGCAUGGGUGCUGUCGGUGGUACAAUUUGGCACGGUGUCAAGGGUUUCAGGAAUAGCCCGUAUGGCGAGCGGCGACUAGGCGCCAUCACGGCCAUUAAGAUGCGUGCCCCCGUGCUGGGCGGCAACUUUGGCGUGUGGGGUGGUCUCUUCAGCACAUAUGAUUGUGCCGUUAAGGGCAUCAGGAAAAAGGAGGACCCGUGGAAUGCUAUCAUUGCCGGGUUCUUCACAGGCGGUUCGUUGGCCAUUCGUGGAGGUUACAAGGCGGCGAGGAAUGGCGCCAUCAGUUGCGCUAUCCUACUCGCCGUUAUUGAGGGUGUCGGUAUCGGCUUCCAGAAGAUGUUCGCAGGGGCGACGAAGCUGGAGGCUCCCCAACCGCCACCCUCAGGCGACAAGAUGCUUGCUUAA
Thermochaetoides thermophila DSM 1495 is the source of this 465-nucleotide messenger RNA. RefSeq lists its product as uncharacterized. The record is from RefSeq and is a predicted model, not a curated record. NCBI's taxonomy places the organism in Eukaryota, Fungi, Ascomycota, Sordariomycetes, Sordariales, Chaetomiaceae. The transcript has 4 exons. The coding region runs from base 1 to 465 and encodes 154 amino acids. Gene Ontology annotation, molecular function: transmembrane protein transporter activity. Gene Ontology annotation, cellular component: mitochondrial inner membrane; TIM23 mitochondrial import inner membrane translocase complex. Gene Ontology annotation, biological process: protein import into mitochondrial matrix.